AGAGGUCGGAGACAAUGGACUCUAGGAUUGGGCCUCAUGAAAGUGAAAGCCCAAACUACCCUCAAUGAUUACUGAAAACUACUAAAUUUACCUUCUUUCGCCAUUAUCAUCCGUCGAUCUUCGUAUCGAAAAUUAAUCGAAGGCACACGCCGGCGCAGAAUCUCAGAGGGAGAGAAUGGAGCAACAUGAAGAGCAAGAGCACGAGGUGUACGGAGGGGAGAUUCCUGAUGAGGAAGGAGAGAUGGACGCUGACAUGUCUGGUGGAGCUGAACAUUACGAAGGCAACGAACAUGAUCUUGAGCAAGAUCCUAAUUCCAACUCCAAGGAUUUGGAGGACAUGAAAAAGAGACUUAAAGAGAUCGAGGAUGAGGCCGGAGCUUUACGUGAAAUGCAAGCUAAAGUCGAGAAGGAAAUGGGCGCUGUCCAAGAUUCCUCAGGUACUUCUGCAACUCAAGCUGAAAAGGAGGAAGUCGAUUCGCGCUCGAUAUAUGUUGGUAAUGUAGACUACUCAUGUACACCCGAGGAAGUUCAGCAGCAUUUCCAAUCCUGUGGAACAGUUAACAGAGUGACAAUUUUGACCGACAAGUUUGGUCAACCUAAAGGAUUCGCCUACGUUGAAUUUGUUGAAAUUGACGCUGUUCAAAAUGCUCUGUUGUUAAAUGAAACAGAAUUGCAUGGUCGUCAGUUGAAGGUCUCUGCGAAGAGGACAAAUGUUCCUGGAAUGAAACAAUAUCGAGGAAGGCGACCCAACCCAUAUUUCCGCUCCCGAAGACCUUUUAUGCCUAGUCCUGUUUUCUAUCCUCCUUAUAGCUAUGGGAGGGUUCCAAGGUUCAGGCGGCCAACCAGAUACAGGCCAUAUUAGGAUGGAUCUCACGUUGUUGGAUGUUGCAAAUUUUGAGAAGAGCAUUACUUCUAGUUUAUAAUGGUCGUAGCGUUGUUAUGUAACACGGAGGGAGAAAGUCGAACUGCGAUUUACUUACCGAAGGGCAAAUAUGUAACAUGGAGGGAGCCGUUCAUUUGACCUUGCAUAUGAUUUGAUUCAACAGGGAGAAAUGAGGCAAAUAUGCAAAUGUUGUAGUGAAAUAUUUCGAAAUUUUUUAAUUUUCUGGGUGUUGAUGAGUUUAUGUUGGAGAUUCUUGUUUGCUAAAGUAACACGACUUUCGCAUAGAUAUUAUAAAUGCAGGGAAAGGUUAGCAGUUUGCA
Molecule: messenger RNA, 1203 nt
Organism: Gossypium arboreum
Lineage: Eukaryota; Viridiplantae; Streptophyta; Magnoliopsida; Malvales; Malvaceae
Product: polyadenylate-binding protein 1-like
Exons: 7
Coding region: 176-862 (228 amino acids)
Molecular function (GO): RNA binding
Source: RefSeq, a predicted model, not a curated record